AUAAGUACAUCUAGAUAAGAAUGUCAUGGACUUCUAAGUGAAUAAUUGAUCGCAAGUCAUGUCUAAAAAUAAGACAGUGCUAUUGUAUUACUACUUAUUUGUCAAUAAAGCGUCCACAUAUGCAAGAAAGUGUUCUAUUCAUGGGAAAACAGAUAUUUACCAAAACCAGUUUCUUGUUUACUUCCGGGUAAGUUACCUGUUCUCACUACCAGAUGGCACUCUCAGUGACGUCAGAAAUAACAAAAUGGCAGCAACGAGAAGACUAACCAAGGAGUUAGGUGACAUUCGAAAGGCGGCAAUGCCCUCUUUCCGAGACAUUAAAGUCGAUGAAUCCAAUAUUCUAAACUGGCAGGCACUUCUUACUCCAGAUCAGCCCCCAUACAAUAAAGGCGCAUUCCGUAUUGAGAUCAACUUCCCCGCAGAAUACCCCUUCAAGCCCCCAAAGAUCACAUUUAAAACAAAAAUAUACCAUCCAAAUAUUGAUGAGAAGGGUCAGGUCUGUCUGCCUAUUAUCAGCCCCGAAAACUGGAAGCCCGCUACUAAGACAGAUCAAGUUAUCCAGGCACUGGUUUCUCUGGUGAAUGAACCCGAACCAGAACAUCCUCUCAGGGGAGACAUAGCUGAGGAGUAUACAAAGAACAAAAAAUUAUAUUUAAAGAGUGCCGAGGACUAUACGAAAAAGUACAGUGAAAAAAGGCCAAGUGAUUAAUGAAAUGCAAUAAGUGAUUAAGAUCAUUGCAGUGAUGUGAUCAUUUGAUAAGUGAUUAUAAUAAUUUAGAAAAUGCAAAUGAUCAUUUUAUAAGUGAUUAUGAUCAUUUUUAAAUAAUUAUGAUCAUUUGAUAAGUGAUUGGUAUCAUUUUAGAAGUGAUUAUGAUCAAUUAUAAAUAAUUAUGAUCAUUAUUACAGUGAUUGGUAUCAUUUUAGAAGUGAUUAUGAU
This is a messenger RNA of Owenia fusiformis, 937 nucleotides long. The record is from the annotation of a GenBank genome assembly. Lineage: Eukaryota; Metazoa; Annelida; Polychaeta; Sabellida; Oweniidae.